AUGACACGUGGUAACCAGCGUGAUUCCGAUCGGGCCAAGGCCCAGAAGAAGCUCCAGGGCACGAAAUCAAAGAACAAUAUGUCUGGCACUGAGUUCCAGAAGCAGAAGGAGGAUGCUGCUACUAUCAUGCGAGAGAAGCAGCGCAAAGCGGAUGAGAAAAAGGCUACAGAGGCUGCAGGCGGGAAAAAGAAAUGA
Molecule: messenger RNA, 195 nt
Organism: Penicillium angulare
Lineage: Eukaryota; Fungi; Ascomycota; Eurotiomycetes; Eurotiales; Aspergillaceae
Product: 4F5 domain protein
Exons: 3
Coding region: 1-195 (64 amino acids)
Source: RefSeq, a predicted model, not a curated record